This is a messenger RNA of Sphenostylis stenocarpa, 1050 nucleotides long. The record is from the annotation of a GenBank genome assembly. Lineage: Eukaryota; Viridiplantae; Streptophyta; Magnoliopsida; Fabales; Fabaceae.
AUGAUAGCUUUGGGGUUUGAGGGUUCAGCGAACAAGAUUGGUGUUGGUGUAGUAACCUUAGAUGGCACUAUCCUGUCAAACCCACGCCACACAUACAUAACUCCUCCUGGUCAAGGCUUUCUCCCCAGAGAGACUGCACAACACCAUCUCCAGCAUGUUCUUCCCCUCGUCAAAUCCGCUUUGGAAACCGCAAAACUCACUCCUCAGGACAUUGACUGCCUCUGCUACACAAAGGGUCCUGGCAUGGGAGCUCCUCUGCAAGUCUCUGCUAUUGUUGUUCGUGUGCUCUCACAGCUUUGGAAGAAGCCAAUUGUUGCUGUUAAUCACUGUGUCGCACACAUUGAGAUGGGAAGGAUUGUAACCGGCGCUGAUGACCCUGUUGUCUUGUAUGUCAGUGGUGGCAACACUCAGGUCAUUGCUUACAGCGAGGGGCGUUAUAGAAUUUUUGGAGAGACCAUUGACAUUGCUGUGGGAAAUUGCUUGGAUCGCUUUGCAAGGGUCUUGACUCUUUCCAAUGAUCCAAGCCCCGGGUAUAACAUUGAGCAGCUUGCAAAAAAAGGAGAGAAGUUUAUAGACCUCCCUUAUGUUGUCAAAGGGAUGGAUGUAUCUUUUAGUGGUAUAUUGAGCUAUAUUGAAGCAACUGCUGUUGAAAAGCUAAAGAAUAAUGAGUGCACGCCUGCAGAUUUGUGCUACUCACUGCAGGAGACACUGUUUGCAAUGCUUGUGGAGAUAACGGAGCGGGCUAUGGCUCAUUGUGACACAAAAGAUGUUCUUAUAGUUGGUGGUGUAGGUUGCAAUGAACGGUUGCAAGAGAUGAUGAGAAUCAUGUGCUCUGAACGUGGUGGAAGAUUGUUUGCUACUGAUGAUAGGUAUUGCAUUGACAAUGGAGCAAUGAUAGCUUAUACUGGUCUCCUUGAAUUUGCUCAUGGUGCAUCGACACCACUAGAGGAUUCUACAUUCACCCAGCGGUUUCGGACAGAUGAAGUGAGAGCAAUAUGGAGAGAAGCAAAUUUGGAAAAAUUGAAUGGGCUUGCAGAGAAGAGCAUUUGA